AAACGUAGCCCAGCCCCCCACACGCCUAACCGGCCUGGCUAAACAGAAGGGAGGGAAGCGCGCCUGUUGGAGAAGCUCCUGCACUCCCCUGCGGGCAUUUUUCAAAACCCCACGUCUCCUUGGUAGGACUUUACCCGUGACACAAGCCGGCGCUGUGCUUUUUACACGCAAGUGGACGUUGUUUUCCACAUCUUUCCCCGACACUUAAGCGUAAGCUAACGGCGGCAAAGGCACAAAGACGCUCAGCUUUAGACUGCUAGCCGAUGUGGGCUAACGGCAACUAGCUUGCUAACAACACAACCGGCGAGGAAGAGUAAGGACACCCGUGGACACCCUGUUGAACCUCCGCUGACUCGUUCCGUUCCACACGGUUACCGCCACCGUGUCGCUACGUCGACAUAGCCUGACAAAUGUUUUUACUGGCUUUCCCCCACCAAUGUUCCUGCCUAGCUGGGGCUUUUGGGUGCAUGCUCUCCCGCUAGCCUGGCUGUGACACAAGGAUGGUGCCUGUAGCAGAACUAGCUAACUGCAGAAAGUGAAGCCAACAGUCCAGUCAAGUGAGAUGGAUCUCCGUGUUAUGUUCAUGUAAACCUCAGCGUUGAAGGCGACAACCAUCUCUCGACCAACUGACACUGGGAAUAUCGCUAACCGCUCUGGGGGGGAUUAUUUUUUUGUCCCUAAUUGGAUUUCGGCCUCCUGUUCUGGAUCGUUGUGGGAGCACAGUUGAACUCAAGGUCCAACCCGACCAUCAACAACCACCACCAACUCCGAUGCGGAGCUUCCAGUGACACCGGCUACCAACCCUCCUGCGGCGGCCGGAUAUGCUGAAGUGUAUCCCGCUGUGGCGCUGCAACCGCCACGUCGAGUCGGUGGACAAGCGGCAUUGCAACCUGCAGGCGGUCCCAGAUGAGGUGUUCCGCUACAGCCGCAGCUUGGAAGAGCUUCUGCUGGAUGCCAACCAACUCAAGGAGCUUCCUAAGCCUUUCUUCAGACUGCUCAACCUACGGAAGCUGGGCCUGAGCGACAAUGACAUCCAGAGACUGCCGCCUGAGGUGGCCAACUUCAUGCAGCUGGUGGAGCUGGACAUAUCCAGAAACGACAUUCCGGAGAUCCCCGAGAGCAUUAAAUUUUGCCGGGCCUUGGAGAUCGCGGACUUCAGUGGAAACCCCCUCUCCAGAUUGCCGGAUGGUUUCACUCAACUGCGAACGCUCGCUCACUUGGCGCUCAACGAGGUGUCGUUGCAGACUUUGCCCAGCGACAUCGGAAAUCUGGCCAACCUGGUGACGCUGGAGCUGAGGGAGAACCUGCUCAAGUCCCUACCCACGUCGCUGUCUUUCCUGGUGAAACUGGAACAGCUGGACCUGGGCAGCAACGAACUGGAAGUGUUGCCGGACACCCUUGGCGCUCUGCCCAACCUGAGGGAGCUCUGGCUGGACCGGAACCAGCUCUCCUCGUUACCACCAGAACUGGGGAACCUGCGGAGACUGGUGUGUCUGGACGUGUCGGAGAACCGUCUGGAGGAGCUGCCGUCUGAGCUCAACGGUCUCCUGGCGCUCACCGACAUGCUGCUGACACAGAACCUGCUGGAGGUGGUUCCAGACAGCAUUGGAGGUCUGAAGCAACUGUCCAUUCUGAAGGUGGACCAGAACAGACUGACUCACCUGACUGAUUCCAUAGGGGAGUGUGAAAAUCUGACAGAACUCGUAUUGACUGAGAACCUUCUCCAAACGCUUCCUCGCUCGCUCGGCAAGCUGAAGAAGCUGACCAACUUGAAUGUAGACCGCAACCGCCUGGGCGCCGUGCCCAAAGAGCUGGGGGGAUGCGCCAGCCUCAACGUGCUCUCGCUCAGAGACAACCGCCUGGGGAAGCUGCCCGCCGAGCUCGCCGACGCCACCGAGCUUCACGUGCUGGACGUGGCCGGGAACAGAUUACAAAACCUGCCUUUCGCCUUGACCAACCUCAACCUGAAGGCCAUGUGGCUGGCAGAGAACCAAUCGCAGCCCAUGCUCAAGUUCCAGACGGAGGAUGACGAGCGCACGGGGGAGAAGGUGUUAACGUGCUACCUUCUGCCUCAGCAGCCUUCGCCCAGCCUCGAGAACCUGCUCCAGAACAGCGUGGACGACAGCUGGACGGACAGCAACCUGAACAGGGUGUCUGUGAUCCAGUUCCAGGAAGAGACCAAGGCGGAGGACGAGGACGACGAAGCCGCCGCAGAGCGCCGAGGCCUUCAACGCCGAGCCACGCCCCAUCCCAGCGAGUUAAAAGUGAUGAAGAAAGUCAUCGAGGAGAGACGGAACGAGGCCUUCACGUCCAGACCUGAGGGCGAUCAGUCCUCCGAUGCGCAGGAGAAACGUCUCAGUGAUCUUUCCAACCAGAGCCACGACUCGCACGUGUCCGACAGCACCCUGUCGGCCACCUCCCACGAAGAGAGGCGGGAAGGCGUCGUUCCGUCCCAUAGAGAAGACCUCGUGGACGGUCACUUUAAUCAGGAGGAGGAGGACCUUGACGAGAUGGAGGUGGAGUACAUCGAGCCCACCGUGCACUUUGCAGAGGAGCCCAUCAUCCGCGGCGAAGACGACGACGACGAGGACGGCGUCAACGACGACGAGAGAAGCGACGACGACGCGGAACGGCCGCCCUUCCCCUCCGAGAAGCAGCGUCUCAUCAGGAAGGACACGCCACACUACAAGAAGCACUUCAAGAUCACCAAGCUCCCCAAGCCGGAGACCGUAGCGGCGCUCCUGCAGGGCUUCAGUCCCGACGGCCUCGUCUCGCCCGCACGGGCUGACGAACGGGAGGAUGACGAGGAGGAAGACGACGACGACGACAGCUUCGGCACCCCGCUGCUGCGGCACAGGAUGGAGGCGUCCGAGCUGGAAGACAGCCGGUACCACAUCAAUUCCAGUCAGGUCAAGGGGGUGUCAUUUGAUCAAGUCAAUAAUCUGCUGAUUGAACCUGCUCGAAUUGAGGAGGAAGAGCACAACUUAACCAUACUGAGACAAACAGGCGGCCUCGGCAUCAGCAUCGCCGGCGGGAAAGGCUCCACGCCGUACAAAGGGGACGAUGAGGGUAUCUUCAUCUCCAGAGUUUCUGAGGAGGGUCCAGCGGCGAAGGCGGGAGUCAAAGUGGGAGACAAACUCCUGGAGGUGAACGGCGUCGACCUUCACGAGGCCGAGCAUCACACGGCGGUGGAAGCCCUGCGGAGCUCCGGCGCCGCCGUCUCCAUGACGGUCCUGCGCGAGCGCAUGGUGGAGCCGGAGAACGCCAUCACCACCACGCCGCUGCGGCCGGAGGACGACUACUUCCCGCGGGAGAGGCGCAGCAGCGGGCUGGGCUUCAACGUGGACGGCGGUCCCGGUCCCGGCGGCGGCGGCGGGCCUCUGCAGCGGCUCUCCACCUGUCUCAUGCGCAACGACAAAGGGCUGGGAUUCAGCAUCGCCGGCGGCAAGGGCUCCACUCCGUACCGCACGGGGGACACGGGGAUCUACAUCUCUCGCAUUGCGGACGGGGGAGCGGCCCACCGAGACGGCACGCUACGCGUCGGCGACCGCGUCAUCUCUAUCAAUGGUGUAGACAUGACAGAGGCCAGACAUGACCAGGCAGUAGCUCUUCUUACCGGCACCUCGCCCACCAUCGCCCUCCUGGUGGAGCGAGACCCCAACGCGCCGCGUUCGCCGGGCCUCUCCCGGCAGCGAGCCCACUCCCCUCCACCCCCGGAACCCUCGGAUUCUCCGGACCAGGACGAAGAGGGUCUUCACGGGAACCAACUGGGACAGAUGGAGGAUGAGUACCCCAUCGAGGAAGUGACUCUGGUCAAGUCCGGGGGCCCUCUCGGUCUGAGCAUCGUGGGAGGCAGUGACCAUGCCAGCCACCCCUUUGGCAUCAACGAACCCGGGGUCUUCAUCUCAAAGGUGAUCCCUCACGGUCUGGCGUGUCAAAGUGGGUUGCGCGUCGGCGACAGGAUACUGGAAGUGAACGCCAUCGACCUGCGUCACGCCACGCAUCAGGAGGCCGUGCGCGCACUGCUGGCCAACAAGCAGGAGAUCCAGAUGCUGGUACGCAGGGAUCCUUCGCCGCCUGGCAUGCAGGAAGUGGUGAUCCAUAAGCAACCCGGGGAGAAACUCGGUAUCAGUAUACGGGGCGGAGCGAAAGGUCACGCCGGGAACCCUUUUGACCCGACAGACGAGGGAAUCUUCAUAUCGAAGGUGAGCUCCAGCGGCGCGGCGGCACGAGACGCCCGACUCCAGGUGGGCAUGCGCAUCCUGGAGGUGAACAACCACAGCCUGCUGGGAAUGUCGCACACGGAGGCCGUGCGGGUGCUCCGCGCCAUCGGCGACUCCUUGGUGAUGCUGGUGUGCGACGGCUUCGACCCGCGUAAAGUGGCGACUGCGGAGGCAUCUCCUGGCAUUAUUGCGAACCCUUUUGCAACGGGAAUCGUCCGUAAGAACAGCAUGGAGAGCAUCUCUUCCAUAGACCGAGACCUGAGCCCGGAGGAGAUGGACAUUAUUCAGAAGGAGUCGGAGAUGGUGAGGGAGACGUCGCAGUGGGAGAAGGAAGAGAUGGAGAAAGUGGAGCGUAUGCGCUUGGAGCGAGAGGAGGCGACUCGCCUGCUUGAAGAGGAGACCGAGAACAUUGGCACUGGACCUUUAAAGCUGGACUAUAAAACCCUGGCAGCGCUGCCCACCACCAGCCUGCAGAAGAUCAACAGGUUCUCUUCCUCUGUAAUUCCAACCGCCCCCAUGGAGGCCACCCUGCAGGCCCAGUACGGAGACCCGUUAGAGACCCUCGGUUUCACCUUAAGCCACCCACCGGCGUCGUCCCCCUCCGGUGUGAUCCCGGAUCACGGAGCCCGGUUCUCCUCCAACGGGACCUCCAGCACGGACGGCGUCGGCUCAGUCGGUUCGUCGGUGUUAACCGAAGAGGAGGAAUGCCUGGUGGACUCGCAGUCCCUCUGCUUCCAGGAGAACCCGUUUUUGGUGGCAAACCGCAAAGGCAAGGGCCUGUCAGGUCCGCCAGUGGGCUACGGGAAGCAGGGCCAACUGCAGACUUGGUUGUUUAGCAAGGCGCCUUCGUCCGACUACACCAGGACCGGAAGUCCGGUCAGAGACGCGUCUUACUCUCCCACCAUCCAACCGGCAAGCAUUCAUUUCACUUCCACCCCCACCAGCAAGGACUACCCGUCACCCUCUACACGGCCCGGUGCCAUCCUGCCGGUGGGGCGCGUGCGUCCGAGCACCUCCCCGGCCACUCCGGACGGCCACAGUCCCAGCCCCUUCCAGCAUGGCCCCUCCCCCUUCAACUCCCAGACCUCUCCUCGCGCCCCUUCCCCCACCUCGCCCGACGAAUUCCCCAUGAAUGCCAAGCAGGCGUACAAGGCGUUUGCCGCCGUGCCUCGCUCGCUGGCAGUGCUGGAGCCGCCGCAGGACCUGUACGCUGUGAGGAACAACUUCCACCCAAAGUCUCCAGAGCCUGAGUCGAACAACGACGUGUUCGACGACAGCGUUGAGGGAGCCGGCGAGGGCGGGGCCCGGUCCGACCGUUGUUGGGAGUACACGAACCUGGCCGCUGUGCCUCGCCUCUCCAGGCCGUCCCCGGACGUCCAGAGUCCAUCGCCCGGCGGAAAGGACAGCCCAGAGCAGCGCUCCUUCCGGGACCGGCAGAAGUACUUCGAGAUCGAUGUGAAGCAGCAGACCCCCGACAAACCAAAACCUCGUGUCUCGCUCGUCGGGGAGGAUGACCUCAAGAAAAUGAGAGAGGAGGAAGAGCGGAAGUUUGAGCAGCGGGCGCGGGAAUACUUGCUGGACGAAGACGACGAGGACGAAGAAGAGGAGGACCUAGCCAAGCAAGUGGCGCAGAUGAAGGUCACGGGCAAGGUGCUGCUGGACGGCGUGGAGUACAACGUGGAGCCGGCGUCCAUGCCGUCGCACUCGUGCUCCACGCCUCCUAGCUCAGGGACGUCGUCAGUGGAUGGGAAAGGAGACACCUCCCGGAAUUCUCUGGAGGACAGCUUCCGGCUAGAACAGCGACCCAAUUCCAUGAGCGGGUUGAUCCCCGUGUACGGAAGCGACUCCGCCGCUCCCAUCCGCACCGCCAAAGCCGAGCGCCGACACCAGGAGCGACUCCGCAUGCAGAGCCCGGAACUGGCCGUGGCGCUGGAUCGAGACCUCUCCCCCGCCGAGAAGCGAGCCCUGGAAGCGGAGAAGCGAGCCAUGUGGCGAGCGGCGAGGCCCUUAGGCUUGGAGGAUGAUGUUAGGCAGUAUGAGCAGGACCUGGCUAAGAGGCUCUACCAGGCCCGUGUGAGGGCUUCUCAGGCCCCCUCCUCCUCUGCUCCUCCCUCCUCUGCCGCCUCCCAGCUCAGGAUGAAGUCGCUGGAGCAGGAUGCGCUCAAAGCUCAGAUGGUCAUCGCCAAGUCCCGCGACGGGAAGAAGCGCGGCACGAUGGACCAGCUGACUGAGUCGCCCUCGCCCGCGCCCACGCCCUCCCCCACGCCGAUGGACGAGCUCCGAGGACUCACCUCCCCGGGCAGACUGUCCCUGUCGUCAAAGAAGUUUGACUACCGACAGUUUGCCGCCAUUCCUUCUUCCAAACCGGUAUACGACAUCCAGUCUCCUGACGCCGCGGACGACAUGCAGUUCAUUGACGACGCCUCCCAGCAUCCAGAGCCCGCUGCCAGCCUGGAUGCCGAGGUCCCCGCCCCCCCGCCCGCCACCUCGGCCCUGGAGGAGAUGGCCCUCUACAGCAACAAGCGCAAACUCCGCCAAGGGCGCCGCAGCUUGGAGACGGCCGUGCCCACGUAACACACUCAUAUACACACACACGUGCAUAUCCGGGGACGACGGGGGUGUGUGUGUGUGUGUGUGUGUGUGUGCCGCAUCCGUGUUUUUAAAAAACAAAAACAAAAAAAAAACACCACACCCUCACAUCCCUGCGUGCCAGCUUUGCCUUCAGUCGCCAUGGAGACAACAACACAUCCUGAUUGUUUUGUUGCCUAUUAGAGACCGAUGUUGUUUUUAGCUUUUAUUUUAAUUUUUAAAUCUCCCUGAAAAGAGGAAAAAAAAAGAAGAAGAAAUGGGUGGUAGCUGCAACUAACGUGUGGAAUGCUAUUUUUCAGUGACUAGAUUGUAAAACGUUUGUUUGUUUGUUUUUUUUGGAGUGUAAAUAAUAGUGAGAUGACAUCCUGCUACCUUCACACACGCACUGCGCAGAGCUUUAAGAGUUAAACUAAAAAAAACAAAAAAACACACGACGUCAUCAUUGCACUGCCAGGUCAUCUUAGCGAGUAAUUUAUUGUUUUUAAUGCUUUUAAGGCCGUGUGUUUUACUUACUGUUGAGCACAAAGAGAAGUGCUGUGCAACAUUCCCCUUCUAGAUCGACACUACAUUGUUGAAUGGUACUUACCACCCCCCCCCCUUCCCCCCAGCACCCCACCGACUCCUGAUUCGUCAUGAAGCGUAACGUGAAGGUAGCGGAUGCUUUAUUUUUCUGUCUAUGGGCUAAUUUAAUAAUCCAAUGACACUGAGAAAUCAUUUUCUUAUGGUGUGAAUAGUGUACAAAUACUAAGAGGAAAGCAAAUGUUUUUUUUUUUGGGGGGGGGGGCAUCUGGGUUUGGACAGUAUGUGUCUUUUCAUUUUUACAUAUCUUGACAUAAUCACAGCAAAGUAACCGAAAUCUAGCUGUUCUAAUUCUAGCUGCUCAAGUCACUCACGGACGGAAAAAUCGGUUUAACGUUAGCUAAUUGCUUUUUUCACAUAUUUGUUAUUGUUGUUAUUGUUUUUUUUUUAUUAACGUAGCAGCGAUGUUUAGCAUUUUGGCUAGUGCCACGUGACGAUGGAGGUGGGCGAUACCAAGUAAAUACAGAGCGAGAAUAAUCGAUAAAAGUAUAAUUACUUGGAUAUUUUUCAAGCAUAAUAAAUGAUUUUGAUUUAUACAUAUUAGUAUCACAACACUAAUUAAAAAAUAUUCAAUAUAACAAUCGAAGAUAAUGCAAUACAGUUGCCAGUUGUACAAACAAAAAAAUACAAUUGGCUUGCCUUAAUCCUUAAAGUUUGUGAACAAUAUCGAUGUAUAUUUUACAUUUCAACAAUACAAAAAAAAUGUGAAAAUCAACAGCAUAUACUUGAAAAGUAAGUAUUAGCUUAUAAAGUUAGUAUCAAUAUCCGGUAUCGACCAUAUUGUAUCAGUUGUCCCGGGUCGGACAUGGCCAAGUGCUGAACGCCGCUAGAAGAAAACCAAACGAUAAUUCAGAAAUUUCAUUCGUUUUUUGUUGAUAAAAGUUAUUUUCUUUAGUUUUUUUCAUUUGUGUUAUCGGGAGGGGAGGAUAACGGGAGUCGUCUCUGUCCAGACCCAGCUGACAGGUUCCGUUGCAUGGGGCUAAGACAAAAGUGCUCUGCUAUUCCUCUGUAAAGACACACAAAUCUACGAUUUAAUUUUUUACAAAUAAAUGUUUUAAAGUCCUCAAA
This is a messenger RNA of Doryrhamphus excisus (bluestripe pipefish), 8459 nucleotides long. NCBI's taxonomy places the organism in Eukaryota, Metazoa, Chordata, Actinopteri, Syngnathiformes, Syngnathidae. The record is from RefSeq and is a predicted model, not a curated record.